Molecule: messenger RNA, 4569 nt
Organism: Alligator sinensis (Chinese alligator)
Lineage: Eukaryota; Metazoa; Chordata; Crocodylia; Alligatoridae
Product: lymphoid-restricted membrane protein-like
Exons: 41
Coding region: 115-4554 (1479 amino acids)
Cellular component (GO): endoplasmic reticulum membrane
Source: RefSeq, a predicted model, not a curated record
AUUUUAGGGAGGGAAAAAAAUCUGCAAUUCUCAGUACUCUGCAACACUGGAUAAGUGUGUCUGAUAAAGAGUGACUGUUCAAGAGGGAUAUUCAUUCACCAACACCUUCUGAAAAUGGCACAGGCAAAACGUCAUAAUCCAGUGGACAGUAUUUGCCGAAAGAUCAAGACUAUCCAGAUGAUGGACCAAUUCUCAAAUCCUGCUCUACAGAUCCCCAAAUUUCAGUCCAGGAACUUUGAUAGCCCACAGAAUAAUGCCAGGAAAAAUCUAGAAGAGCUAUUGAAAAAAAGGACUUUUAAAAGUUAUGAUGGUACACCAUGUUCCAGAAGUCCUAAUAAGAAUAAUAUUUUCUCUCCAUACUUACAGGCCAUAUCCCCUAGUCUUAGAGAUGUCUCUGACUACUAUCAUGGGAAAGCGGCCUAUUCCCUCGUUAAAAGUAAAGAGUGCAACGGCAAGCCACAGAGACAAAUCUGCCAUAGUGACAGCUGUUCUCCACUUGUUCUCCCAGCUAGAGAGGAUAAUCCUGGCAGUCGGUCAUCUGCGGCCUCCAACUCCGAAUAUAAAGACCUAACUCAUGAAAUUAAUUACCUGACGUCAAGUCCUAACUUCCAUUUCUUAACAACUGAUCAAAAGACAAGAGAUUCUGUAUUCCUGUCUCCUUUUUCAAAGAAAUUUUCCUUGGAUGAAAGAGGAUGGAGAUCAUCACUAGAAAAUAAAGCUAAUGAUACCUAUAAUGUGAGCUUGAUCUGUGAAGAAGACUUGUUGACUACUAUCUUCUAUGCCUGUGACACAGAACGUAAAGGAAAAGUAACAGUUUCCACAAUACUUGAUUAUAUGAGGCAUACAACUAGCCGGGGGUCAGAAGACAGUGGUCUUGAAGAGUUAUGCAAUAUGCUUGAUCCUGAUAAAAGGGAUAUUUCAAUGGACUUUGAAACAUUUCAUGCAACCAUGAAAGAGUGGAUUGAAGACUGCAGAAGAAAAUGGGAAGGUGAUGCCACCAAAGAAAUAACUCUAAGUAUGGAAGACUCUGAGUUGAAAUUACAUGAAAUCAUUCCAGCAGCAAAAAAAGCUUCUGUUAAGCUGAACAUUACAUCAGGAAGCUUAGAGGCCUUUGGUGGAGAUGCGUCUAAAGGAGACUUAGAGACCUCUGAUUUGAUUGCCUGCGUAGCAGACCUGCAAUUUAACAACCAAAAACUUCAAGAAGAGAACAGCAAAUUAAAGCUGGUUCUGGAAAGCAUGGAGGAGGCCAACAACAGGCUAAUGGGAGACUUGGAGGAACUGCAUAAUCAAGUGAAAAGUGCCCAACAGACUGUUAUGAGAACAAAUUCACUGGAGGAGGAGCUGGAAGAAAUGAAAAGUAACCUGAACUCCUUGGAAGAGAAGAGAGACAAACUUCUGAGCCAGAAUAAACGGCUUGAAAAGGAGAAUCAGUCUCUCAUACUCAAGAUUUCUGAUCUUCAAGAAGAGAACCUAGAAACUUCUCCGGAUUGUACCAUUUCAGUUUUGGGAGCUGCUGAGUGGGGAGGGACCAGAGGACAAAGAGGAGAGAAUACUAGGAAUGCUUUGGAUGCUGAUGGCCUUCAGAAAAAGAUUCUGGAGUUGGCCAAGAAUGCAUCUGAGCUCCAAAUGAAAAUACAUGUUUAUGAGACUACUGUGGUGAAUAAAGAUGCAAGUCUUCUCCAGAAAGAUUUGGACAUCAAAGAUCUUAAAUCUGCCAUUGUGGAAUACACGUCAAUAAUAGAGACUUUACGAGCAGAAAAAAAUAAACUGGUGUAUAGCAUGCAACAAAUGCAACAAGAGCUGAUUUCAAAUGGCAUACACUUCCAACUAAUAUGCAAAUAUAACAGGAACCUUCUUGAAGGGACAUAUUCCUUGCACUCUGAGUUAGAACUUGCUCAGUCUCCAGAGAUCACCAGGUUUGAAUGGACACCUUUGGAUGAAUCGCUGGACCGAGAGGUACUAUUGUUACUGCAAGGGCCUGAGAUAAUGAGAGAAGAAUUUAAGGCUACUAUCAAAAAACUGCAGGAGGAAGCCUCUGAAACUGAGGAACUUGUGGUGACUUCUUUUCAGUGGGUACCGGAUCCUGAGGUGAACAUAAAGGAGACCUGGGGGAGAGAGCUUGUGGUUCUUAAGCAAAAGCUAGAAGAAAGGAGAAAGCUCUGGUGUCAAAAACUUGAUCUCUUGAAAAAAUGCACAGAAUCCCUGGAUAAAAAGUUUAUUGAAAUGUCAGGAAAUUUGAGGAGAACAAGAACACAGCAAUUUCAUUUAAGGAAAGAACUGGCUUCAAGGCAACAUGAGCUAGAAAAUGUCAAGCAGUUACAAGAAGCAGCUACUGGACAAGUAGACACCCUUAGCUUCCAACUGCAAGAAGCUAGAAAAUGGGUGGAAGAUUCCUGCGAACAGGCUAAGGAUCGAGAUGAGGCCCUCUACUCUGCCUGUGAAGAAGCCAAAUCUUUGAAAUGUGAAUUGGAGGAAGCCAUUUCUGAGCAGAAAAAUCUCCAGGCUAUGAAUACAUCUUUAAUGAGCACUUGCCAGAUGCUUCAGGAAAAAAUCAAGGAGCAGAAAACAACUGUUAACACUCUGCGAGAGAUGCUGUUUGAAAGGCAGCUCUGUGGAUUGCUACAUCAGAGUUUUAGAGAUGAGGAGUCUGACCAGAGUGCACUGUCUACAUCAAAUAUAAAACAAGAGACAGUAAAGCAGAAGCAACACUGCUGCUCCCAAAGACAAGAUCAGCGCCUGGGAGUUUCCUUUGUACCUUUGUCAGGACAUGAGUGCGGGUGGUACACACCUCUACUAGAUGCUCUGACGCUGGACACGCUACAGUUGAAUCCAAGAGUACACACAAACCGUGAUUCCACAUGUACUGCAGCCAGACCUCUGCCUGCAUUUGAACAGCAGGAUCUGAUAAAUGGGUCCAUCUUGGAUAUGACACCUGCAUCCCUCCAGUGGAAAAUACAUUUUGCUGGCAACCAGACUGAGGCAGAUCUUCCUGUUUCUACCACCAUGAUGGACUUGUUGCUUACUGAAGAGAGCAGUACAGGGCCAUUAACACUAGUUGAUCCAGCAAUUUCCAGUGAGCAUUCAACACCAUCCCGUAAAGAAGCUACUGCAUCCUCGUUGGAGAGUACCAAAAUAUCAACAGAAUUGCUCACUAUGGAGACAAAAUCUUCUGAGUUUGCACAGGCAAAAGAGGAAGAUGUACCAACCUUUGUGGCAAUGAAGCAAAAUAAAGAUAAGGAUCUGACUGCUAAUUUGUCAGGUGCUGAUCUGACUAGGGAGUUCUGCCCAAGCACAGAAGAUCACAGAACUACAGCUGAAAAUGCCUUAAAGUUAAAUGUGGUGUGUGAGGAAAUGGAGGCUCUUAAAGAAGGAAGUGGACAAGCAUCCAUAGCAGUUCCCAGUAUCAAAGAGAAUUCACCCAUGGCAGCUGGCAUUAAAGGAGCUAAAACCAAUCUGAGCGAUGAUGGCUCUCCAAAUGAAAAGGAGGUGGAGGCAGAGUUUCUCAGAUUGUCUUUGGGCUUUAAAUGUGACCUGUUUACUUUGGACAAGCGAGUGCGACUUGAAGAAAGGUCUCGAGACUUGGCUGAAGAAAAUUUGAAAAAGGAGAUCACUAAUGGACUGAAACUACUAGAGUUGUUAGCACCUUUGUGUGAUGAAGAUAAUCAAGCUCAGGAGAUCAUUAAGAAACUGGAGAAAUGUUUGCAGAGCCUUAGUCAGUAUGUGACCAGGGUUGCUAGUAGAGCAGAAAUGUUGGGAGCCAUCAAUCAAGAGAACCGUGUCAGUAAAGCAGUAGAAGUAAUGAUUCAACACGUGGAAAAUUUGAAACGCAUGUAUACCAAAGAACAUGCAGAACUUGAGGAGCUGAAACAAGUUCUACUUCAAAAUGAAAGAUCAUUUAGCUCUCUUGGAGAUGGAGAUGAAUCUGCAAAUAAAAGUCUUCCAAGUUCUCUCAAUUACAAGCCCUCAUCACUACGAAGAGUUAGCAUUGCGACAUUGCCCAAGAGUACUGGAAAUGCUGGCAUUGGUCUGUCACUGACUCAACUAAAUGAAACUGGUGGAGCAGAAAAGAGUGACAAAUUCAACAGGAGAUCAAGCAGUUGGGGAAGAUUAGGAGCAAAGCAAAAUGAGAAGCGUCCUUCACUGCAACGAUUCAUUAGCACAUAUUCCUGGACAGAGUAUGAGGAAGAACACUCCGAAACAAAAAACACAAAGUUGGAACCACCAGUUGAAGAAACAAGAGAAGACCAACAGAGGAAGAUGAGUGUUGCUGAAAAGGGGAAAAGUCCAUCAAAAUGGAUUCUAAACUCGGCCUGCAACAUGAUGUCUUCAUGGGUUUCUCAUCUCAAGACUUCCUUUUGUGAUGCUAACAAGACUUUAUGGAUUUCGGUUACCAUUCUGGUCCUACUUGCUGCGUUCACAAGUUUUCUCACUGGCCUGUCUCUUCAAAGACCAGCAGAUGCGGCUCCUGUGGGAACUGGGAAUUCCUGGACUUCACUACAAAAGCUGUUGUGGCCAUAUACUGGACUUCGACACAAUGGACCACCACCUACAUAACACUGGAUUAGAACC